AUGUCUCAGGAGAAUGACACUUGGAAAAAAGAGGUCCUGGAGGAUGAGCUUGCUGCCAUGAGGCUGCAGAAGCUGGAACAGCAGCGGCGGCUGUUUGAGAAGAAGCAGCGACGGAAGCGCCAAGAGCCCCUCAUGGUUCAGGCCAAUUCUGACACUUCCCUGCGGCAGGGGCGACUGCGGUGGCGAGAGGAACGCCUCUGGGGUGACAGCGGCCUCGGGAACCCUUUCCUCCAGAGGAACGUGCCCAGGACACAUCCGCGCUCUGGUGCCCACAGUGACCUGAGCACCGUGAGCUGCAGUGGAGAUGGCAGCGGUGAGCGCGGUCCCCUGGUGCCGCCGACAGAAGCAGAAAGUUCCGAUCUGGAGUUGGAGGAAGUCUCCGUGGAGGAUGUUCCUGCCUUUCCCCCUCCUUAUAAAGAGCCUCCGGGGACUCGACGCAGGGGUUGGCCAGCCCUCCAACGAUCUGGGGCGAGUGCAGAAGAGGAGAGCGAAUCUCGGGAUGUUGGAGAUGAAUACGAGACGCUCAGUCCGGAACCAAAUCCUAGAAUGGAUGGUUACGGGGGACGUGGUGACUUGGCUUCCAGCAAGGGCGAAGAUGUGGAAGAGAAGGAAGAGGAGUCGGAGUCUACAGCGAGGAACUCUCCAGGGGUGGCCGACGAGGAAAUGUCCGAGGCCCCGGAAAGCAAGGGCGACGCUGGCAGCAGCAAUGUGGGGAGCUCGUCCCGCUCGCCUCCCCGCGCCCCAGGCCCUCGGUUGGGCGAGGACAUGGAAGCGUAUGUGCUGCGGCCAGCGCUGCGCGGCCGCACGGUGCAGUGUCGCAUCAGCCGCGACAAGCGUGGUGUAGACAAGGGCAUGUUCCCUAUCUACUACCUCUACCUGGAGGCGGCUGACGGCUGGAAGCACUUCCUUCUGGCUGGGCGCAAGAGGAAAAGGAGCAAAACCUCUAAUUAUCUCAUCUCCCUGGACCCCACAGACCUGUCUCGGGAUGGGGACAACUUUGUGGGCAAAGUCAGAUCCAAUGUCUUUGGCACCAAGUUCACUAUCUUCAACAAUGGGGUGAAUCCCGAAAAGAAGAAUGUCAUCCCGGAAACUGCUCGGAUCAGGGAGGAGCUGGGGGCUGUGUGCUAUGAGACAAACGUCUUGGGAUUCCGAGGGCCCCGGAAAAUGACUGUGAUCAUUCCAGGAAUCGACGCCCAGAACCAGAGAAUUAGCAUCCAGCCACAAAAUGAACAGGAGUCGCUACUGAGUCGUCUCCAGCGAGGCGCCAGCCGGGGGCUGGUCCUGCUGCAAAACAAAGCCCCAUCGUGGAGCGACGAGAGCGGCGCCUACGUGCUCGAUUUUCAUGGUCGAGUCACUCGGGCCUCGGUCAAGAACUUCCAGAUCGUGCAUCCGGAUGACCCGGAUUACUUGGUGCUCCAGUUCGGCCGCGUAGCGCCGGACACGUUCACCAUGGACUUCCGCUUCCCGCUUUGCCCGCUCCAAGCCUUCGCCAUUUGCUUAUCCAGUUUCGACGGGAAGCUGGCGUGUGAGUAAUUGAAUGAAAUACUAUACUCUCAUCAGCUUCCGUGCCUGCUCAUUUGGAGACAGGGCCCCAGCAUGCCUUCUUUUGCACCAGCUUACUCAUAACCAACCCUUAUUAGACGCUGCCUGGGUGCCCAGUCCUGUCCUCUAGGGAUCGGGCUGUUCAACAAGCAUCUGCUCUUGUGGGACUCACAGGGGAUCAUGGGAGAUGGGUCUCAACAAAAAGUCAGAAUGCUAGUCGGCUCUAAGGAGAAAAGCACAUGGAGGCACCAGUCGGCUGGGUCAGAGCAAGGCAUGUCUAAAAAAGUGAUUUUGAUCCUACAUCUGAAGAAUCACCAGGAACUAGCUGAGCUAGCGGGGUGAGGGAUGGCAACAUCAGGCAGAAGGCACAGCUCCUACAGAGGUCUUAAGGUGGAAGGGGGCUUGGUUCGUUUGGGAAAAUGGAAGGAUAGGGUAGUGGGAGACGGGAAGCAAUGGACAGAGUGCAGGACAUUUGGGCCACUCUUGUUUGAAUUGCUGCACAGAUCUUAGGAGGUCAGAGAAGAGUUCUGAGCUGGAGCCAUAAACUUGGAUGGGUAUUUGAAGACAUGUAUGAGUGAGAGAGAAUAAUUACAAUACUAGCGAACACUUAGAGAAUGUUAUUUGACAAGCACUGUUUUAAAUGUGAACUCGUUUGGGGCCCUACAGUCCCAUAAGGUAUGUGCAAUUGUUAGCCAGGCUUUAGGAGAUAAGAAAAUGGGGUCUGUAGACACCGGGCUUAUAAAUGUGAAAUCAGGCAGCUGAAAACCUCGAGGAACCCAACAUCGAAAGACCAGUAGGAGGAUGGGUCUUUAUAUUCCAGGGAGGCACAGAAAACUGGAGCUUAACCUUUUUUUAGGGAUCAGUGAGUCUAGCUCAGCCCCCUUAGGGAGAUAACUGUCCCAAGUUUAAUAAAAUUUCGGUGGAAGCCAAAGAAAAACUACAAAACCCACCAGCCCUUAGUUCCAAAGAAGCUUCAGGACUGGAAGAGGCAAAUU
Molecule: messenger RNA, 2537 nt
Organism: Equus quagga
Lineage: Eukaryota; Metazoa; Chordata; Mammalia; Perissodactyla; Equidae
Gene: TULP2
Product: TUB like protein 2
Exons: 12
Coding region: 1-1533 (510 amino acids)
Biological process (GO): protein localization to cilium
Cellular component (GO): cilium
Source: RefSeq, a predicted model, not a curated record